AUCCUCACAGGCAUCGCUGUCUCUUACGCGCGCUGCACAAUGCUCUGGUGAGCCGCUCGUUUUUAUCCAGGGCAUGAACCAUUCCCCCCCCCCUGCCAGCAACUAGGAUUGUGGUGCGAAUCCGAGUCUCCAGUGAGUGCCCGUAUGCGAAGGGCCCUGGGAAUCCCACCGUCUCCCUCUACAGGACCAACAACUGGACCAACAUAAGGAGAACUGUGAGCUAUUUCAAAGAACUACUACUCGGCAGUUGAUUCUGCUUGAACGCUUUCAUACAGUUCCCCCGGUUCUCAGUUCCACAUACGAUGUCCAACCCCGCGCAGCCCUUCGAGUCUUCCCGACGAACAAGCACCAUCGGGCGCCAGCCAGAAGAGCUUCAUAUUCCAUCGUCAUCAGGUAUGGCGAAUGCAAAUUUCAACCGGCAGUCAAUGGUCCUCGAUUUCCACCCGCCCCCCGAUCCGGCUUCCAACAACCACGUGCCUUCGAUCAAUGUCCACCAACCCUCGAAUGCUCAGUAUGGCGGAGCGAACACCGGCAGCGCUGGCACUGCCCCAGUACCGGGAGCGCUCCAGCCAGGGAAUAUGAACCGACCUCCAGCAAUGUCAAUGAACACAGCGCCGUCCGUACUACCCACGUUACCCCAGUUGUCGACGCAGUUCCCGCCGCAGCAACAACAACAGCAGCAGCAGCAGCAACCUACCACCCCUCGCUCGAGCAUCAGCAUGUCGAACCCCCAUAGCUAUUCCAGGUCCAGCCCGUCGAAUUUCGACCAAUCUAGAUACAGGCAGCAUGCGACAUCAGACCCGUCCAAAUACGCAUCGCCUCCGGGACCCGGGUACCCACCGCAGACGCCGCAGGGACCGAAAUACUCCCCUCUGGGGCUAGCUGACAUUCGACCUCCACCAGAGCUAUUCGGGGACCAUAUUACAAGCCCAGGCGGGAACCAAUUCAAUGGAGGAGACGCUCAGGUGCCAACAAACAGCAACUAUAUAGCACCCUGGCCUAUCUACGCGGUGGAUUGGUGUAAAUGGCCGCUCUCCGGCUCAAACUAUUUUGGGGGCAAGAUUGCACUGGGAAGCUAUCUGGAAGACAACCACAAUUAUAUACAAAUUGUCGACACGCACUGGACACAGCCAGACCCAGAUACACCCGAUGCCCUAAAUGGGGAAAUCAAACUGGAGUAUACGAAGACGGCAGAAGCUAUGCAUUCAUACCCGGUUACGCGAAUCCUCUGGGAGCCCCCUUCGUCACAGAAGCAAACGACCGAUUUGCUAGCAACGUCAGGAGACCACCUACGCUUGUGGUCGCUACCCUCACCGCAGUCAUUGCAUACAAACUCGAUCACGCGGUCCGCCAAUCAACGGGAUCUUCCCACGGCAAAACUGUCACCGUUGGCAUUGCUGUCGAAUUCGAAGUCCCCCGAGCAUACUGCACCGAUUACGUCUCUCGACUGGAAUACCAUUUCCCCGAGUUUGAUAAUCACGUCCAGCAUUGACACGACCUGUACCAUUUGGGAUAUCCCCACACUCACAGCAAAGACACAAUUGAUUGCACAUGACAAAGAGGUGUACGAUGUUCGGUUCUGUGCCAACAGCGUUGACGUGUUUGUCAGCUGCGGAGCCGAUGGUAGCGUGCGCAUGUUCGAUCUGCGUAGUCUCGAGCAUAGUACUAUCAUCUACGAACCAACAGAGAAGAAUGAAAAGGUCGCGAGUCCUGGAAAUGGCAGUCCGUCGGCGCCUCAUAACCCCCCACCAUUGCUGCGUAUUGCAGCCUCUCCUCAUGACUCCCAUCUUCUUGCCACCUUUUCUCAAGACUCCAACAUCGUUCGCGUAUUGGACGUACGACAACCGGGUCAAGCUCUUCUAGAGCUCAAGGGUCACUCAUCACCCCUCAACUGCGUUGAAUGGUCACCCAACCGCCGCGGAGUGCUGGCAUCCGGGGCGGAUGACUCUAUGGUUCUACUCUGGGACCUAAUCAACCAACACAACGCUGCACCCGUGCCCACCACAAACCCCACCCCUAUCCCCGCACCCAACCCCAACCAGCGGGCACCGGCUACCACCACCGAACGGGGUCCAGCCGCAGCAUUUCAGUGUGAUUAUGAGAUCUCAAACAUCAGCUGGUCACCCCAGGGCGGGACUACCGGUUCUGGCCAUCCGCGCGAUUGGCUGGGUGUUUGUGGUGGGAGAGGGAUUUGGGGUGUUGGACUUUAAUCUUUUCUUAUUUUCUUUAUGGUUGCAAAUGGGUCAUUUUCUUGUCUUGAAAACUUGGGUUCUUUUUCAUCUUUUCUAUCUCUGUUCUCUUGUUUAUUCUCCUAUGGGUAUGAUCAUGCAAAGCUGGCCAUGAAUGAAUGAUUGAUGUAUAAAGCCUGAAUGCAUAUCUUUUUUCUUUUUAGUUAGAAAUAGACAAAACAACUUGGCUUUGAAUUACCAAGAUACAAGCUUUAUAGGAUACAUGUGACAGUUAACAACAUC
Aspergillus glaucus CBS 516.65 is the source of this 2471-nucleotide messenger RNA. Its product is annotated as WD repeat protein. Gene Ontology annotation, molecular function: protein binding. The transcript has 4 exons. Bases 303 to 2210 code for a protein of 635 amino acids. NCBI's taxonomy places the organism in Eukaryota, Fungi, Ascomycota, Eurotiomycetes, Eurotiales, Aspergillaceae. Gene Ontology annotation, cellular component: nucleus. The record is from RefSeq and is a predicted model, not a curated record.